AUGGCAGCCGAAUCAAAUGCGCCAGCUCCUCUGCCUGUGGUACAGACCGAGUCGCCCACUCAGCCGCCAGAGCAAACCAACACGUCAAUGCAAACGCUACCAACGCCUGAGCCAGACCCCACGCCAGUCCCAACCAGCGAACCACCACAAGAACCACCACAAGAACAUCAACCAGAGCCUCAACUUGAACCUCAACACGAACCUCAACCGGUACCCCAUCACGAACCCCCACCCGAGAUUCAAGAACGAACACCACAACCGCAUAUGGAAAUGCACGAGCAUUCAAGUCUCCCCAACCCACCGGAGGGAAUUAAUGAGACUACACCCGUGCCAAAUACGGCGGCGCACUCCAUCGAAUCCACACUCCCGCCCAUUGACCAUUCCCUUCCUGCAAUGGACACGUCUGGUUUGGCUUCAUUCGAUUCCGCAUUUCAGUCAAGCGCCGAGCACGACUUGCAGCUUCCGGCCAUUGACACGGACUUGCCCACCUUUGACUCAGCCCUGCCAGCGAUCGGGACAGAUGAUAUUCCUACAAUGGACGACGAUCAUACGUUUGGAGACGAUCAUUUCGACUCUCACUCUGGGUCUGUAGAACCUGGUCAUAGCGGACCUGGGUCUAUGAAUGGAGGGACACCCUACGACGCGCCAUCCAACGGUUACCAGUAUGCACAGAACCCAGAUCCCCCCCAGCAGUCGGACGGACAUCACCCACCUCCUCAGGCGCACUCUCAGCAUCAAUUCCAAGCGCAGCCUCAGCCACAACAGAGUUAUCAGCACCAGAGCUCGGAUAUGUAUUCCGGCUUUUCGUCCGUCAAUUCAAACCCUGCGAAUAAUGGCCAAGGACAGCCAGGACAAAUGCCACAAGCUCCGAUUGGGUCGCCUAUGCCUCCCAUAUCAUCAAUGGGCCAGUACAUGACUGGUUAUCCAUCCAAUGUCUCACAGCAAGGGGGGCGACACAAGAAAGAAGUCAAACGACGGACAAAAACCGGCUGUCUGACUUGCCGUAAGCGAAGAAUCAAGUGUGACGAAGGGCAUCCUGUGUGCAGAAAUUGUGUGAAGAGUAAGCGCGAGUGUUUAGGUUACGACCCGGUGUUUCGGCCUACAGCAUCCGCCCCCUCGGCCAUUCAACCUGCGCCCAAUCCUCCUCCGUCCUUGAUCGUGAACCACCAGGGACCUCCUGUCGCAGCUGCGCCUUUGUAUCCAUCUGCACCCCCUGGUUACAUGCCCGCUUCUUCCCAACCAUUUGCGCCAUCCCUCCAAUCCGAAUCUCCUAGCACCUCUACAGACCAUCACCACGAUCACAGAGCUUCCGUCGACACAUCCAUUACAGCAACCCACACCCAAGCUCCUCCCACAAUGCAGGCCUCACAUGAAUCCCGGCCUCACAGCUCAGAGCCUGUCUACAAAGCAUCGAAAAAUCUUCACGUCAAUGACUUGAUUGCUCUGAGGGGCAUUGCUCCCCCUGCCCCGCAUCCUAUCGGAAACAUCGCUCCUAGUCGUCUCGAAGAAAUCCAGGCUGUAUUCCUCGCCACAUACGCACCUGCCAUCGAUAAGCUUCUGGAGGUUCGAUGGUAUUCUGAGAAGGCACUACCGGUCCUGAUGGCUGACAGUCAGCUGAUGGCUGAUUACUCUGCUUUGAUCAGCGCUUUUAAUGAUUGGAAUCUUGGUGAUCACAAUACUCUUUGUCGCUUGGAGAGUUUCGAAGCUUCGAUCAUCUGGAGAAGUAUGGUGCUUUGCCGCCAAGCACAGUCAGCAGAAAAUGGGCAAUAUGGACAAGACUGGAACUUGUGUGCCACAGCUGCUCGUCUGGAUGCGAUAGAAGCGCUCUUGAGCUGGAACCACCUGGAUACAAACCACCUAUCUCGGUCCCUUGGAAUGGAAGCCGCCAGCCCACCCAAUCCACCAGACCAGUUCCUGCAACGCCAAUUGGACUUCUGGAGUGAGCUUGGGGAGUUCCUGACGCUCCACGAUAACGAAGCCAGCUCAGCGAAGCAAAUUGACGAUACUCUCGGACGUUGUCGUCAUUUGCUUGAUACAUACGAGAACCGUGAUAUCAUCUACUCGAUUGCCAUUACGCGACACCUCGGUCAACGCUGGGCCGACUUCCCUAACAGCUUGCCCAAGGUUGGAUACACCAACGAGAAGGAAUUCGGAACCAAACUCUUCGUGGCGAAGAAGUUCAUCGAGGAAGAAGCCGAAGGCAAGGGCACCACCCAGAUCUACAAGCGCGUUUGCUGCAUGGCUGUCCGCUCCUGGUGGGCCGCUCGGGAGUAA
Penicillium verhagenii is the source of this 2274-nucleotide messenger RNA. Its product is annotated as putative C6 finger domain protein. The coding region runs from base 1 to 2274 and encodes 757 amino acids. Gene Ontology annotation, molecular function: DNA-binding transcription factor activity, RNA polymerase II-specific; zinc ion binding. The record is from RefSeq and is a predicted model, not a curated record. The transcript has 4 exons. Gene Ontology annotation, biological process: regulation of DNA-templated transcription. NCBI's taxonomy places the organism in Eukaryota, Fungi, Ascomycota, Eurotiomycetes, Eurotiales, Aspergillaceae.